Messenger RNA from Emiliania huxleyi CCMP1516, 1227 nucleotides. RefSeq lists its product as hypothetical. The record is from RefSeq and is a predicted model, not a curated record. Bases 1 to 1227 code for a protein of 408 amino acids. Lineage: Eukaryota; Haptophyta; Isochrysidales; Noelaerhabdaceae. The transcript has 3 exons. Gene Ontology annotation, biological process: proteasome-mediated ubiquitin-dependent protein catabolic process. Gene Ontology annotation, molecular function: ubiquitin protein ligase activity. Gene Ontology annotation, cellular component: nucleus; cytoplasm; GID complex.
AUGUCGGAGAUCGACCUGAUCAGCAGCCUGCUCGACAAGGUUGCCAAGAAGCAGCGGGUCGACACCGUUCCCCAGCGCCUGGACGAGAUGCUCCAGAUCCUCGACUCCUGGGAAGACUCGGGUGCUGACGACGACUCUCGCGCUGCGGCGCUCGCCUCACUCGGCAGCAAGCUCGAGGCGGUUGGCGUGGCGCAAGGAGAGAGCUCGACGGCGCGCGAGCUCGAGUCGUCGGUGCGCAAGCUGGGCAAGGCCGUGUGCAAGGCCAUGCCCCAGCCCACGCUGCCGGACGUGCCGCUCGACGACGGCGCGCUGGUCCAGGUGCUCUACGUGCACAUGCUCUGCGCCGGACGGUUCGACGUGGCGCUCGCCCUCGAGCGGGAAGCCGCCGACGCGAUCGCGGCGCCGACGCUGCAGCUGCGUGCGCCGCUCGAGGCGCUGCACGCCGCCCUCUCCGCCUUGCGCGCUCGCGAUCUCUCGCCGGCGCUGGCAUGGGCGGCGGACCACCGAGAGCGGCUCGAGGCUCUCGGGUCGCGGCUGCCGUUCCUGCUCGCGCGACUCGCCUUUGUGUCACAUCUCGAGAAAGGCGAGACGCUGGCCGCCCUCGCGCUCGCUCGGGAGCGGUUGCUCCCGCUCGCGCUCGGUGAGGGCUGCCGCUCCCCCCGGGGCAAGAUCGAGCUGUCGGCGACGGUGCUGCGCGGUGCGGCGGCGGGCGAGUGCGCGCACGGGAUCGCAGCUGUGCGGUCUCUGAUGGGCUCGCUCGCAUUCGCGCCGGCGCUGCGCGGCUCGCGGUAUGAGUGGCUGCUCGAGCCCAGCCUGGCGGAGGAGGCUUGUGAGGCGCUCACGUGCGAGGCGCUCGCGGCGCUCGGCCUGCCGCGCGGGUCUGCCCUCAGCUCCUGCGUGGCGGCGGGGGAGGCGGUGCUGCCUCGGCUGGUCAAGCUCUCCUCCCUCCUCGGCCCCAAGUUUGUCGACGUGUGGCGGUCGGGCGGCGAGCUCCCGGUUGAGCUCGAGCUGCCCCCGACGCACCGCAUGCACCACUCCAUCUUUGCGUGCCCCGUCUCCAAGGAGCCGACCACGCCGGGAAACCCGCCCAUGCUGCUGCCGUGCGGCCACGUGCUCGCGCUCGGCUCGCUGACGAAACUCGCGCGCGGAAGCCGCACCGUCCGGUUCAAGUGCCCGUACUGCCCGGCCGAGGCCACCACCGCGAUGGCCAAGGUGCUGCACCUUUAG